Necator americanus (New World hookworm) is the source of this 1422-nucleotide messenger RNA. RefSeq lists its product as uncharacterized. The transcript has 12 exons. Lineage: Eukaryota; Metazoa; Nematoda; Chromadorea; Rhabditida; Ancylostomatidae. The record is from RefSeq and is a predicted model, not a curated record. The coding region runs from base 1 to 1422 and encodes 473 amino acids. Gene Ontology annotation, molecular function: UDP-glycosyltransferase activity.
AUGCUCUCUAAGCCGCUCAUUCCCUCAUGUGCCAUGCUUGAAGUUCAUCGAGUGAAUGCUUCCUGCGGCAUGAAAAAGCGGGAUAUGGAAGAAGAACAGAGCAAGGUAAUAUUUGAGGAUCUAUCUGCGUGGGAUUCCAGAUUGAGAGAACACAUAGGUCGUAUGACAACCCUUCUGGUAACGUCCUGCCGAAAAAUGGUUGAAAACAGGGAAUUUUUGAACUGGCUGGAGGCGGAAAAAUUCGACCUAGCAUUUUCUCAUAUGUACGACGUCUGUCCAAUCGGUCUUAUUCACCAUGCAAAGAUUCCGUCUUGGAUUUGGCUGAACAGCGGCGCUCUUAUGGAUUUCGUUGCUUAUUACAUGGGAGUCCCAACUAUUCCCAGCUACACACCACCAGUCGUCAUGGAAAGCUCUGACCAUAUGAAUUUCAUAGAAAGGACCAAGAGUUUGAUUGGCCACACAUUGAUAUCAUUCAUGUGGAAAAAAAUGUUCGCCGAUGGCGAGACUGCGAUUUUCCAGGAGUUGAUUGACCACGAUUUUCCUGAUAUAGUAGACGUAGCGAAGAAGUGCCCUCUGGUUAUGGUUAAUUCAAACGAACUAUAUGAUCUUCCCCGACCAACAUUGGCGAAAAUUGUCAACAUCGGCGGCAUCGGAAUCCAAGAGAAGGAUGCAAAACUACUGCCACAAGAAUUCCAACGGAUCGUAGACACCGCCGAAGGGAUAGUGGUGUUUUCUUUUGGAUCAGUGACUCCAAGUCACAAAAUGCCUAUGAAAUGGAAGAUGGCCUUCGUUAAUGCGUUCAGACGUUUCCCCAAAUACCACUUUCUCUGCAGAUAUCAAGCAACAGAUUUGCAAGAUAAGAUCUCACCAAAUGUGCACUUAUUCAAAUGGUUGCCACAAGCUGAUCUCUUACAAAACCCAAAAACAAAAGCGUUCAUAUCACAUGGAGGGUACAACAGUGUGCAAGAGGCAAUCUCAGCCGGUGUCCCGAUGAUCACCGUAGCUUUAUUUGGAGAUCAACCAAAAAAUGCUAAAAUGGCUGAAAGACACCAAUUUGCUAUUAAUCUUCGUAAGAGCGAUCUUAGCGCGGAUACGAUAGCUGAUGCUCUCCGUAAAAUGCUUAAUGAUCAAAGCUACUCACAAAAAAUCAAGCGGCUCUCACAGAUGACGAAGAAGAAGCCAGUGAGUGCGUCGCACCUGCUGGUCUCAUGGGCCGAAUUUGUGGCCGAGUUCAAAACGUUGGAUAAUCUCGUACCGGCUGGAAACAAACUCAACUUCUUCCAGUAUCAUUCUCUUGAUGUGAUUGCAUUCCUUCUACUCAUUGUAACUAUUAUUCUGUAUAUUUCUUGGAAAUUCUUAAAGCUCGCAACAUGUAAAUUAUAUUCCAUCUUUUUCCGUUCCAAAAAAGAAAAGAAAGCUUAA